GUUGACGUGACGUGUUGAAAUAUCUAUGUUCAUACAGUUUAUAACAUAGACGUAAAUUAAAUUUCCUACUCAUUUUAAUUAACAUUAGAAAUGAGUGCUAGUUAUUGUUACUACCAUUUCAGUUAAUUAUUGAAUUCUAUUUUUUUCUCAAUAAGUUUUGUUGAAAUUGGUCAUCUAAAUAACGUUGAACUUGAUGAGUCAAUAUUUGUGCCACGAAACCCGUAAAAUAACAUAGUAUUAAAGUACAAUGUGCAGAUAGUGAAAUUAAUUUUUCUAUAAGUUUAAGGGAUAUAAUUAAAAUUAUAAAUUAACAUUUUUUGCGUUGUAAUAUUGUGUAUUUACGCCGUCGUGGUUUUAGCCUACCAGUAAUUUUUUAACCACAUGACUCAUAUGAUUCAAAGGCUAGUUAUUUACACUAUCAAUAGCAUUACGUCGUAAGCGGCGUCGGAGUGAUCUAAGAACUAAGAAAGGAUUUAAAAUUCAACUGCAAAGGUGUUAAACACCACGCGGUUUUAAAAAUGUCAUUUUUUGGAGUCAACGUCAACCCUUUUUCGACCCCCGUCGGUCAAAAAAUAGAGCAAGCCACAGAAAGUAGUUUACCUAGUGAAAACUGGGCUCUUAAUAUGGAAAUAUGUGAUAUAAUAAAUGAAACAGAGGAUGGUCCAAGAGAUGCAAUAAAGGCAAUUAAAAGACGUUUGAGCCAGGCUGCUGGAAAAAAUUAUACAGUAGUUUUGUAUACUUUAACGGUACUGGAAACUUGCGUAAAAAAUUGUGGUAAACGCUUCCACAGUUUAGCUUGUUCACGUGAAUUUGUAUUAGAACUCGUAAAAAUGAUAGGACCAAAAAAUGAACCACCAACAGCUGUUCAAGAAAAAGUAUUGAGUUUAAUACAAACAUGGGCUGAUACGUUCCGCCAUCAACCACACACCCAAGGUGUUGUUCAAGUUUAUCAAGAGCUUAAAGCAAAAGGAAUGCAGUUCCCUAUGAUUGAUUUAGACACAAUGGCGCCUAUAAUAACACCAGAACGGAGCGUGCCUGAAGUUACGAACAAUGUAGUUCAUGCUAUUGGUAGUGACCAUACUAAUGUCGAUGGAUGUGAAUCAGGAAUGGUAACAGCUGCUCAGCAGCAGCAAAUAACACAAGUUCAAGCCCAACCAAUACAACUAUCAGAUCAACUUCUUGCAAAGCUUCAAAGUGAACUUGAAGUAGUUCAAGGAAAUAUGCGUGUACUCUCAGAAUCUCUCCACUAUUGCACAAGUUUAGAACAACAAGUACAAAAAAGUCAAUCAGGAGAUUCUCGUCCAGAUCCAGCAGAUUUGGAACUUAUGCACCAACUUUAUUUUACUUGCAAAGCAAUGCAAGAACGUGUUGUUGAUCUUAUUGGAAAACUUGUACAUGAUGAAAUGACUGCUGAAUUAUUGCGUAUCAAUGAUGAAUUGAACAAUUUAUUUCUUAGAUAUUCGCGCUACACUAAGAAUAAAACUGCUGCACCAGCGAGUGCAAUACUUGCCCAAACGAUAGGGCAUCUGCCUAAUGAAGCUUCUGGAAAUACUUCCAAUGGACGGACCGAAAAAUCGCUAAUAGAUCUUGAAGAAGACUCAGUUGAUACUCUUCAACAUCCAAUGUCUGGAAUGAGCAUUGCUGAUGUUGAUAGCCAUAGUAAAACAGUCGUACAUCCAAAUAAACAUGAUGAAUUAUUGGAAAGUGAUGAGUUUGAUAUGUUUGCACAGUCUCGAAAUGCUACUUAUGAAAGUACAAAAAACAGUGGAAGUAAAUACGAAGACAAUAUUGAAAAUUUGAGUAAUACCAGCAGUCUUAGUACAGCAAUUUUAAAUCGUGGCUCUAAUUCACAAUCAAUAGCUGGAGAUGGUUCUAUAAAUACGAGGAAUCCAAUGCCAAAUCGAGAAUCAGAAUUCAACGAAAUGGCUGCAUGGCUCGAUAGUACGACUGCAAAAGAACAUGGUGAUCAAGAAUCUUUAACAUCUUCGGAAUUUGAAAGAUUUCUUGCAGAACGUGCGGCUGCAGCAGAAGCUUUGCCUAAUUUACCUACUGUUACAACAACAUCAAGUACAACAUCUACUGGAAAUACGAACAUUCAACGACAAAUUAACAAAGAUCAAGAUAAAUCACUCUUUGCCCUCUGAAUCAAUUAUUUUAUUAAUUUGUAUUAUCAAAAACAGUCAACUUAUAAUGAUAUAAUUAUGGCUUAUAAUAUUACAGGAAAAUAUUGUACUAACGGUAAAAUUCUAAGAUGAUAUAGUUAGAUUUGCUGCUUUGCUUUUACGUACUUAUUAUUGAUAAAUUAAUACAUGAGUCAAAAAGUACAUAUGGCAGACCGAAAGUUUGAUUAUCAAAAAAAAAAAAA
Messenger RNA from Chelonus insularis, 2365 nucleotides. RefSeq names its product TOM1-like protein 2. The record is from RefSeq and is a predicted model, not a curated record. The coding region runs from base 519 to 2144 and encodes 541 amino acids. Lineage: Eukaryota; Metazoa; Arthropoda; Insecta; Hymenoptera; Braconidae. The transcript has 8 exons. Gene Ontology annotation, biological process: signal transduction. Gene Ontology annotation, molecular function: phosphatidylinositol binding; clathrin binding; ubiquitin binding. Gene Ontology annotation, cellular component: membrane; endosome.